Cottoperca gobio is the source of this 744-nucleotide messenger RNA. Its product is annotated as histone H3. Lineage: Eukaryota; Metazoa; Chordata; Actinopteri; Perciformes; Bovichtidae. Gene Ontology annotation, molecular function: structural constituent of chromatin; protein heterodimerization activity; DNA binding. The transcript has a single exon. The coding region runs from base 28 to 438 and encodes 136 amino acids. Gene Ontology annotation, cellular component: nucleosome. The record is from RefSeq and is a predicted model, not a curated record.
UAUCACUGUGAACACAGAGAAGCUACGAUGGCCAGAACCAAGCAGACCGCCCGUAAGUCCACCGGAGGAAAGGCUCCCAGGAAGCAGCUGGCCACCAAGGCUGCCCGCAAGAGCGCCCCGGCCACCGGCGGCGUGAAGAAGCCUCACCGUUACAGGCCCGGUACCGUGGCUCUGAGAGAGAUCCGCCGCUACCAGAAGUCCACCGAGCUGCUGAUCCGCAAGCUGCCCUUCCAGCGCCUGGUGAGGGAGAUCGCUCAGGACUUCAAGACCGACCUGCGCUUCCAGAGCUCCGCCGUCAUGGCGCUGCAGGAGUCCAGCGAGGCUUACCUGGUCGGCCUGUUCGAGGACACUAACCUGUGCGCCAUCCACGCCAAGAGGGUCACCAUCAUGCCCAAAGACAUCCAGCUGGCUCGCCGUAUCCGCGGGGAGAGGGCUUAAACUGACCGCAGACCAACCAACACACAACGGCUCUUUUAAGAGCCACCUACUCCCUUAAGAGCAAACGGUCUUUAAUGACAAACACCUGUUGCUAUGACGACGUUUAACUGGCUGCCAGAUGUACCGCUCAUAAUGUAUUAUCUGAAAUAUACUAGUUAGUAUUAAAACAGCCAGUUAAGAGAAAUGCAUUUGUGUAUUUAAGGAUAUUAACUGAUGGAAUAACGAUGAGAACUUCUGCCAACCAGCAUGCACUGUCUCAAGGCUCGGAGAGGGCUCGUGCAGCUCCGACAUGCCCCCCCCCCCCCC